Trichosporon asahii var. asahii CBS 2479 is the source of this 2187-nucleotide messenger RNA. RefSeq lists its product as uncharacterized. The transcript has a single exon. Gene Ontology annotation, molecular function: heme binding; monooxygenase activity; iron ion binding. The coding region runs from base 1 to 2187 and encodes 728 amino acids. Gene Ontology annotation, cellular component: cytosol. The record is from RefSeq and is a predicted model, not a curated record. Lineage: Eukaryota; Fungi; Basidiomycota; Tremellomycetes; Trichosporonales; Trichosporonaceae.
AUGUACUACCUGCUCAAGCAUCCCGAGACGUACCGCAAGGCGCGCGAGGAGGCGGACAAGCUCAUCGCCGAGGCGGACGGCAACAUGCUAAACCUCAACAUCUCCAAAGCGCGCUACAUUGACUGGGUGCUGAAGGAGGCGCUGCGUCUCCUCCCAACCGCGCCAGGAUGGGGCGUCGAGCCGCGCAACGGCGACGAGGUACUGCCUGGCGGGUACGUGCUGAAGAAGGGCUCGGGCGUCAUGGUCAUGGGCUGGCUGCUGCACCGCGACAAGACGGUGUGGGGCGAGGACGCAUACGACUGGCGCCCAGAGCGCUGGGAGCAUCUCGACGAUCUGGACCAGGCCGCAUUCCGGCCCUUCGGCAACGGCGCACGCGCGUGCAUUGGCCGCACAUUUGCCAUGAUGGAGGGCGUGCUCGCGCUCAUCAUGAUUCUGCACCGCUUCGACGUCGAGUUUGCCGAUCCCGGCUACGAGCUCGAUAUCCAGGAAUCGCUCACGAUCAAGCCGCGUGGCAUGAAGGUGGUUGCCAAGCCGCGCUUCAGCCGCAACCAGAGCCUCUUGACAGAGCUCGCGGGCAGCACCCGGCCCUCCAAGGCGGCGACAAAGACCAAGAAGCGGGCAAACGCCGGUAGCGGGGUGCCUGUCAACAUUCUGUACGGGUCCAACGCGGGCACGUGCCAGACGUUUGCGAAUGAGAUGGCCGAGGAAGCGGCUGCGCGCGGGCUGAAGCCCUUCGUCGGUGCGCUCGACACCGUGGCCGGCGACGGCGUGCUCCCGAGCGAUGGCGCGACCAUCAUCUUCGUGCCGUCGUACGAAGGGCAGCCGCCAGACAAUGCCCGCGAGUUUGUGCAGUCCCUCCAGCGUCUGGCCGAUAAGCCCCUCACCAAUGCCUCAUACAUGGUCAUGGGGCUCGGGCACAAGGACUGGACGACGUCCUUCCACCGCAUCCCGAAGCUCGUUGACGAGCGACUCGAGGCACUCGGCGCGAAGCGUCUGCUGCCCCUCACUGUCGCCGACGUCUCGGGCGACGCGACCGGCGAGGUCGAGGCGUACCUCGAGACAGUCUGGGAUGUGCUCGGAGUCGCGGGCGUCGAGGGCCAGACGACCGAGGUGCUCGACGUCGAGGUGCUCCCAGCGUCGGCCAACGCGGCGAUUGCCGAGGGCUACAGCUUUGGGACGGUGCUCGAGCAGCGCACAAUCCUGCCUGCGUCCGAGUCGCACCCGUGGACCGUCCACACCGUCGUCAAGAUUCCCGAGGGCCAGUCGUAUCGCGUCGGCGACUACCUGUGCGUCAUGCCAAAGAACCCAGAGGCAUCAGUACAGCGCGCCCUGCGCGUCAGUGGCCUCGACGCGAACGACGUUGUCAAAUGGGGAUCCUUGACUGUGCGCGCGCAGGACUUGUUCACUUCCUACGUCGAGCUCGGACACACGGCGCCGCGCUCUCUGCUCCCGCCCACAAUCAGCUACGAGGAGGCCCGCGCGCAGCACUACACCAUCCUGGACCUGAUGCAGGACACGCAUUUGCCUUUGAGCGUCAUGCUCGCGUCGCUCCCGCGCAUGAAGCCACGGCACUACUCCAUCUCGUCGCGUCCCGGCGACACGGCCACGAUCACGUACACUGUGCACACGGCAAACGCCGGCGCCGUCCUCGGCGUCAGCUCCAACUAUCUCGCGCACCUGCAGCCGGGCCAGCAACUGCAGUGCACGACCAAGCCGAGCCCCGGAUUCCACCUCCCCGACCCCUCUGUCCCGAUCGCCAUGUUUGCGGCAGGAUCGGGCAUUGCGCCGUUCAUGGCAUUCAUUGCCGAGCGCGCAGCGACGGGCGGCGCCAUGACGCUGUGGUAUGGGUGCCGCUCGGCGGCAGACCUGCCAUACGCGGAGGAGCUGGUGCAGUGGGCGCGCUCGGGGGUGCUCGACCUGCGACUCAGCUUCUCCCGCUCAGACGUUGCAGAGUUUCAAGGCCUCCCCGUGUCUAAGGGCUACGUCCAGGACCGCGUUGCUGUGGAGAAGGCAGACUUCUUGCGUCUGGUAGACGGCGGUGCGCAGUUCUUCGUGUGCGGAAGCAGCAACAGGCUGGGAUCUGGGCUGAAAAAGACCAUCAUUUCGAUUCUUGAUGAGUGCGGUGAUGGGGCGGCGCUGAUGGACGAACUGGCGAAGAAGCGAUACAAGACGGACGUUUUCCUGUAG